AUGUCAACUAUAUGUUAUUUAGUUGAUAUGAUUUCUAUUUUGAUAAGUAGUGAUGAUGGCUGUCAAAACUGGCAAGCUGGUGGAACUGUUUUAACUUUACAAGAAAAUCAUCUUGAACACAAUAAUUUACAGAAGGGACCUUCCUGUGAACUUACAAAUUCACCAGAAAUGGCAAAAACUGGCAGUAGAGAUCCUUCUUCAUCCAUCGUAAUCUUUUCUCUGGACACUGAUGUCCUUGUGAUUACCGUCACCCAUGCAUUAUCAACAAAACGCUUUGUAGAAUUAACACCUUCAAGGCGAGUAGAUGUUCAAAUCUUAGGAAAAGAUAAAAGUAAAGCUCUUGCUGGAUUUCAUGCUUUUACUGGUUGCGAUACUGUAGGAAGUCAGUCUGUAGAAGAGGCAAUGUGGAAGAGAUUUUGCAGGCAUCCUGAUCCUGAACCAACUAAAGGUUCCCUAAUCCAGCAUCGUUUAAGAGCAAACAUUUAUCUGCAGGUGAAACGCAGUGAACCACGAACCGCGUGUGUUAGACCCAUUAAUGGGCGGGUGAACUAA
Molecule: messenger RNA, 552 nt
Organism: Lottia gigantea (owl limpet)
Lineage: Eukaryota; Metazoa; Mollusca; Gastropoda; Lottiidae
Exons: 5
Coding region: 1-552 (183 amino acids)
Source: RefSeq, a predicted model, not a curated record